CAUGUGUUAUGGGGCUAGUAGUUUCAUUGUCAUAUGGUGAAGAAACUUACAGAAAAUGGAUGGGUGUUUUUACCUUUCACCAGUAACUUGUAUCCAAGAAAUGGAAAACCCAAAGAGGAUCUGACACGUUGCCUAACUGGCGUGCUCAUCACUGCAUUAUUUCAAUUCCAGUCUUCCCUACCACUCCUGGGAAAACUUCAGAUGUUAUUUAAAGUCACUUUUAUGACAGAUAUAAAAGGAAUGCAGAGAAACUGUGUUUUACUGGAUUACAGUUCCUGCACAGCAUCUGCACUAUUCAGCACUAUAAUUUUUCAUAUGCAUUGUGCUACGUUUCCUUACAGUAAACAGGGCCAGCAUUUUCCCUGUCCUCAGAAGACCUCAAGAAAGCAUUCUAAGUGCUUGUUCGAGCAGCAUCGGCAGAGGCAGAGCAUUGUUUCCACAGCUGAUACUCCAUGCUGCCCCGCCAUGUGCAGAGGCUGGGCAGAGACUGGAUCACCCACUGGAAUGGCUCCCAGAUACUCACCUUCAGCAGCCCAGUUUCCAACUGUAUGAGAUGGGCUGGACACUAUCCUCCCUGGGCCUCGUUUCCACUCCCUCUUUCAGCUGAUUGUUCAGCAAACUGGAGAUUCCCUCCAUUUUUUGGACCUUGGAGGCAAUUUCAGAACUCUAAUUGGCAUCUUGAUAACUACACACAAAGCUGUUGCUUUCACCUACCCAACCCCAGUAUGAAAUCUGAAGGAGAAGAACCAUCGAUAAAGAAGAGGAGACUCAGUGGCCAGGAUGAUAGUUCAACUCCUGAACAAGAAACAAACUUAUCUAAUCAGAAGGAAGCAUCUUGUCUUUCUGUAGCACAGAAUGAAGAAAAACAUGGCAGCAAGAAAGGAAGCAUCAAAAGACAUUGGGAAUAUUUCUGUCAGCAGAGUAAAACAAUGAAAAUCGCUCAAAAUAAAGGAUCUGACCAAAGCAGUACAGGAAGUGAGGCAACAUUUGAUUUUACAGUCAUGUCCUACAAUAUUCUCUCACAGAAUUUGUUGGAAGACAACUCUCACCUGUACAAACACUGCAGGCAGCGAUUGCUGUUCUGGACAUACAGAUUUCCCAACAUCCUACAAGAAAUCAAAGAGCUGGAUGCAGAUGUGCUCUGCUUACAAGAAGUCCAAGAAGACCACUAUAGAACAGAGAUCAAGUCAAGUUUGGAAUCCCUGGGGUAUCACUGCGAGUAUAAAAUGAGGACAGGCAGAAAACCAGAUGGCUGUGCCAUUUGCUUCAAAACUUCCAAAUUUAGCCUGAUUUCCUCAAACCCUGUGGAAUUUUUUCGCCGUGAUAUCCCACUCUUGGACAGGGACAACGUUGGGCUGGUGUUGCUGCUGCAGCCCAGAUAUCACUGUAAAGCCAAUGCUGCCAUCUGUAUUGCCAAUACACACCUGCUGUACAACCCAAGGAGAGGGGACAUCAAACUGACCCAGCUUGCAAUGCUCCUGGCAGAGAUUGCCAGUGUUGCCCUGCAGAAGGACGGCUCCUUCUGCCCGAUUAUCAUCUGUGGGGACUUCAACUCUGUUCCUGGCUCUCCGUUGUACAGAUUUAUAAAGGAAGGAAAGUUAAAUUAUGAAGGACUUGCUAUAGGGAAGGUUUCUGGACAAGAACAGUUUCCGAGGGGACAAAGAAUCCUAUCUAUCCCGAUUUGGCCAAAAAAAUUAGGUAUUUCACAAAACUGUGUAUAUGAAAUAAAACAGCAACAACAGGAAGAAAAUGCAGGACAAAAAUUGGAAGCAGCAAAACCAGACAACACUCAGGAGAUUGUAAUAGCAUCUGAAAAGUUGUCUUCGAAAUUGAGGCACCAUUUUAAGUUGUCUUCAGUCUAUUCUCAUUACUUCCCUGAAACUGGGAUACCAGAAGUGACAACCUGUCAUUCCCGAAGUGCUGUCACCGUGGAUUAUAUUUUCUAUUCUGCAGCAAAUGAUGAUCCUGCUGCCCAGCCAGGAGCAGAGGAUUCUUUUUGUGGAGGUCUGAAACUUCUUGGCAGGCUGGCACUUCUAACAGAGAAAGAUCUUUGGACUGUUAAUGGUCUUCCCAAUGAAAAUAACUCUUCUGACCACCUGCCAUUGCUAGCAGAGUUCAGGCUUAUUGAACGGUAAUUUUCCAAAGAACUUUUGGUGUAGGUAAAGUUCCCUUUACCUUCUCUCUUCAUGGGAUGAUUAUUAUUUUUUAAAGGUUCAUUCAAGCACUGCUGGUCGGGUUUAAAUAAGCUUACCUGCAUGCUGAUCUGUUAGUGUUGUGUAAAGUAGACUUUCUAAAGGGACUUUCCUUUUUUUAAAAAAAAAAUAAAAAGCUGUUUCAUUUGCUUUAUGAAGUCUUUUAGGGAGACAAAGAGAAGAUUUUACAUUAGCUUCCUCUUUGAUAAUGGAAAACAUCUGUGCCAGACUCAAAAUGGCAUUAUUUUUCAUGGAUAUGUUGUAAAUGAUUUUAAUUGUAAAUCACAGUAAAAAGGACUAUUCU
Molecule: messenger RNA, 2496 nt
Organism: Hirundo rustica (Barn swallow)
Lineage: Eukaryota; Metazoa; Chordata; Aves; Passeriformes; Hirundinidae
Gene: ANGEL2
Product: angel homolog 2
Exons: 9
Coding region: 453-2135 (560 amino acids)
Biological process (GO): 3'-UTR-mediated mRNA stabilization
Molecular function (GO): mRNA 3'-UTR binding; 3'-5'-RNA exonuclease activity
Source: RefSeq, a predicted model, not a curated record